AUGAAGCUUGAUAUGAGUAAAGCUUACGACCGAGUUGAAUGGGGAUUUCUUAAGAAGCUUUUGCUCACCAAGGGUUUUGAUGGGCGUUGGGUGAAUCUGAUAAUGAACUGUGUCUCUUCUGUUUCCUACUCCUUCAUCAUCAAUGGAGGAGUUUGUGGCUCUGUUACUCCUGGCCGAGGCCUCCGUCAGGGAGAUCCUCUAUCUCCUUAUCUUUUCAUCUUGAUUGUUGAUGCGUUCUCUAACAUGAUUCAGAGUAAGGUGCAGGAAAAACAGAUUCAUGGUCCUAAGGCUAGCCGUAGCGGGCCUGAUAUCUCUCAUCUCCUUUUUGCUGAUGACAACUUACUAUUUACUAGAGCCACCCGUCAGGAAUGCAUUACUAUAGUUGAUAUUAUCAGCCAAUAUGAAGCAGCAUCCGGGAAGAAAAUUAAUUAUGAAAAGUCGGAGGUCUCUUUUAGUAGAGGUGUUUCUCUUGAGCAAAGGGAGGAUUUGAUGAGUAUCUUAAACAUGCGGCAGGUAGAUAAGCACGAGAAGUAUCUUGGUAUCCCUUCUAUUGCGGGCAGAUCAAAGAAAGCUAUUUUUGAUUCUCUUCUUGAUAGAAUUUGGAAGAAACUCCAAGGUUGGAAGGAGAAAUUACUUUCUAGAGCAGGCAAGGAAAUUCUUCUUAAAGCGGUUAUUCAGGCAAUCCCAACCUAUCUGAUGGGUGUUUACAAAUUUCCCGCUAUGAUUAUUCAGAAGAUUCAUUCAGCCAUGGCCCGAUUUUGGUGGGGGAAUAGUAGUGCCAGUAAGAAAGUCAACUGGAAGAGCCCGGGAAUCUAUGUGCACUUUGAAGUGUCUUGGCGGCGAAAUACUAUCGUCAUUGUGAUUUUCUUGAUGCUUCUCUUGGCUAUUCUGGUAGCUACUAGGAAGAGCAUUUGGAGUUCAAAAGCUUUAAUUAAGGAAGGGUUGUUGUGGCGUGUGGGUGAUGGGCGGCGUAUUCAUAUUUGGGAUGAUCCGUGGUUACUUGAUGAUGAUGGGCGCACCAUCUCCUCUGCUAGCAAUGAUUCGGUUAAUUUGGUCCAUGAUUUAAUUGAUGAGCGCACAUUGGGUUGGAAUUUGGAUGUUAUUGAUGGCAUAUUUAAUGAGCGGGACAAGAGAUGUAUUCUUGCACUUCCUCUUAGUGAGCAAGCUUGGGUGGACAUUUUGAGUUAUGAAGUAAGCCCAAAGGUGCGUCAUUUUUUAUGGAGAUUAUGUACUAACUCUCUUCCUACUCGUUCGCUGCUUAAAUACCGUCAUUUCAUUGAUGAUGAUUCUUUCCCUUGGGGUUGUGGGGAGGUUGAGACAGCAAGGCAUGCCAUCUUUGAUUGCCCUCGUUUUGCCGAAGUUUGGAGUGAAUGUGGCUGUGAUGUUUUGCGGGCUGGCAAUACAGAUCUGAAUAUGUGUGAGUUGGUCAGUGUUCCUAGUCCUCGAAAAUGGGUAGCUCCGACCGAGGGGGUUGUCAAGAUCAAUGUGGAUGCCUCAUUAGCUGUGGAAGGUUGGGUGGGCAUUGGUGUUGUGGCUCGCAAUCAUGUUGGCAACAUCCUCUUCUCGGCGUCCCAACGUAGUAGAGCCUUUUGGGCUCCUGAGCUUGCGGAGGCGAAGGCUGUUUCUAUGGGGCUGAGGCUGGGUAAACGUUUCGGUUUUCGUGAUGUUAUUAUUGAGUCGGAUUGUCAAGUUGUUGUUAAUCGUCUCUCCAAGAGUGUGCAUUAUUUGUCUGAUUUAGAUAUUGUUCUCUCCGAUAUCCACUCUGCUAGUUUGCCUUUUCAUUCUGUUAGAUGGUCGCAUGUAAAGCGCGAUGGUAAUUUCGUUGCUCACCAUUUAGCUAAGUUAGUUCCUUUUGGUACUGAAAAAAUUUGGGAGAACCAUUGUCCUAUGGAAGUGGCUCCUUAUGUACUCAUGGACAAUUUAUCCUUGGAUUAA
Messenger RNA from Beta vulgaris subsp. vulgaris (sugar beet), 1935 nucleotides. RefSeq lists its product as uncharacterized. The transcript is spliced from 4 exons. NCBI's taxonomy places the organism in Eukaryota, Viridiplantae, Streptophyta, Magnoliopsida, Caryophyllales, Amaranthaceae. Bases 1 to 1935 code for a protein of 644 amino acids. Gene Ontology annotation, molecular function: nucleic acid binding; RNA-DNA hybrid ribonuclease activity. The record is from RefSeq and is a predicted model, not a curated record.